UCCGCGCUCUGCGCCUUAACGCGAUUUUUAUUGCGACAUUUUACUCCCGCUCGGAGAGCCAGCAGAAAAAGAUGACUGGUAAGAGUCAGACAAGCAACGUGACCAACAAGAAUGACCCACGUUCCCUCAACUCCAGAGUCUUUAUCGGCAACCUCAACACAGCCAUCGUCAAGAAGGCCGACAUCGAGGUCAUCUUUGCCAAGUACGGCAAGAUCGUCGGCUGCUCCGUGCACAAGGGCUACGCCUUUGUCCAGUACAUGAGUGAGAGGAAUGCCCGGGCCGCUGUCGCUGGUGAGAAUGCUCGGAUCAUAGCAGGACAACCACUCGAUAUCAACAUGGCCGGAGAGCCCAAACCGUACCGGCCCAAAGCUGGCUCUAAGAGACCCCUCUCUGCUGUGUACACUGGAUAUGAAUUUGACUAUGACUACUACCGUGAGGAUUUCUAUAAUCGGCUCUUUGACUAUCAUGGACGGGUGGCUCCGCCUCCAAGAGCCGUCAUCCCUCUGAAACGCUCGCGUGUCGUGGUGCCGUCGACACGGAGAGGAAAGACUUCCUUCUCCAUCAAAACCUCCACCUCUUCGUCCUCACGCCCACCAUCCUCCUCCUCCUCCUCCUUUUCCUCCGGCCUCAAGCUGAAGACGGAUCAGCUCCAGACAAUCAAGCGUGAGCUGACUCAGAUCAAGCUGAAGAUCGACUCUCUCCUGGGCCGUCUGGAGAAGAUAGAGAAGCAGCAGAGAGCCGAGGCGGAGGCUCAGAGGAAAUAUGAGGAUAAUUGCGACUCGCUACAUGAAGAGUCCGUGUCAGAGACGGCAGAGAACUCGGCUGAGGAGGCAGGCGAAGGGACGCUAGACGCAGAGGCCGGAGAGAUGACUGACGGAGGAGAGGAUGACUACGAUGAAGAGGGCAGCACUGAUCUGAUAGAGAACCAUGUGUCUGACAUUGAUAACUAAAGGCCGUGCCAAAUGGGAAAUCAACGCUGCUUUGUCACUGCAGUGUCAGAUGGGAAGGAAGCGUGAAGUGAAACUGUGGGAAAAGCUUCAAAAAAGGGAAAAGGAAAAAAAAAGAACUGAUACCUUUUAGAGAGACAAUGAGAGCAGGCGUAUGACUGGUUCUGGUGAGAGGUGAAACAGUGCACACUCAUGGACAGAUCUCUCACAGCCAGUCCAUCGCUCAGCAUUUCAUUGGCCUUUAUUUGAUUACCUUAAAAUAUUCAAUAUUCAUUCAGAGGACGGAGCUUAACAUUGCUUGUAUAGAGUGAAAAUAAAAACGAACUACCGAGACCUGAUUAUCUGCUUUUUAAAGUGGUUUUACACAUAUAUUAUGAUUUGUUGUGGCAUUAUACGAUGCAUACGU
This is a messenger RNA of Neoarius graeffei (lesser salmon catfish), 1353 nucleotides long. Its product is annotated as RNA-binding Raly-like protein. Gene Ontology annotation, molecular function: RNA binding. The coding region runs from base 72 to 950 and encodes 292 amino acids. Lineage: Eukaryota; Metazoa; Chordata; Actinopteri; Siluriformes; Ariidae. The transcript is spliced from 9 exons. The record is from RefSeq and is a predicted model, not a curated record. Gene Ontology annotation, cellular component: nucleus.